Messenger RNA from Exserohilum turcica Et28A, 1272 nucleotides. RefSeq lists its product as uncharacterized. The record is from RefSeq and is a predicted model, not a curated record. NCBI's taxonomy places the organism in Eukaryota, Fungi, Ascomycota, Dothideomycetes, Pleosporales, Pleosporaceae. Gene Ontology annotation, biological process: endoplasmic reticulum to Golgi vesicle-mediated transport. Bases 1 to 1008 code for a protein of 335 amino acids. The transcript has 3 exons. Gene Ontology annotation, cellular component: Golgi membrane; endoplasmic reticulum-Golgi intermediate compartment; COPII-coated ER to Golgi transport vesicle.
AUGCAGCGCCCCAACUACAGCAACCCGCCGCCCGCGCACUCGCCCCCCCUCCACCACCCCAUCCCCCAGCAUGUCUCGACAGUCCCCCAACUGCGGUCACCGCCGCCCCCGCAGCCGCCCUCGCAGCCCCAGAGCGGAUAUGGAUACGGCCAGCAGGGCGGCGGCAUGCCCCAGCAGCCGGCCUACAGCAUGCACCCCUCGUUUGGCGGCUUCAUCAACGACCCCACGGCCCAAUUGGGCUUCCAGAUGGGCAAGAGCGCCGUGGAUGCCGGCCAGCAAUACGUCGAGCAGAAUUUUGGCCGCUUCGUAUCCGUUUCCGCCCUCAAGCACUACUUCAACGUGACAAACUCGUAUGUCCUCACCAAACUGCGCAUCAUCCUCGUGCCGUGGUGGCACCGCCCGUGGUCCCGCCAGCAGCGCCAUGGCACCGACCCUGCAGCCUCGGCCGCCCUGCUCUACCAGCCGCCUCGCGAAGACGUCAACUCGCCCGACAUGUACAUCCCCACCAUGGCUCUGGUGACAUACAUCCUGCUCUCGACACUGCUGGCAGGCCUGAGGGGCGCGUUCCACCCGGAGCUGCUGGGCUAUACCGCAACCCUGGCCAUUUCCGUCACCCUGCUCGAGAUCCUCAUCAUACGCACCGGCACCUUCCUGCUCGCCAUCAACAACUCUUCGCAGCUCCUCGACCUCGUUGCCUACAGCGGCUACAAGUUUGUCCACGUCAUUGUGUCCCUGCUCCUGUCGCACUUUGCUGCCUGGCUUGGCUUUGGCAGCACACUCGUCACCUGGGUCAUUUUCCUCUACUGCUUCAGCGCAAACGCCUUCUUCCUCCUCCGCAGCCUGCGAUAUGUCCUUCUCCCAGACCAGACCGGCCAAGGAAACUUUGGAAGCUCUGCCCCCACGGGAUACACGGUUGCCAAGAGCCAGAAGAACAGGAGGACCCAGUUUCUGUUCGUCUACAGCUAUGUCGUCCAGUUUGGCUUCAUGAUGUGGUUGACAAGGGUAUGAGCCUUGUGCCGCCCUAAACCCCCUACAAGUAAGGCCUUGCUGGUCAUCGAGCAUGCCAAGACGUGACCUUGUGCAUAAAGCUGCCUCUGUUUGCUGUGUCGUGUUUGGACGGGUGUCAUGGGGGCAUAUCUUGUCGUAAUAUCAUUCAUUUACAUUGUACGCGUUAAAAGCUAGCGGUAUCAGUUUCCAGCGCACUCAGCCGCUGUCGAGGCCCAAGGUAGGAAAAUGCUCCAUGUAGUAAAAUGCAGAGCAAAUUGAACGCAU